AUGGUCGACACAAACCACAUCUCUCCCUCCAAGGGAGAAGAAGCGGAGGCACUCGCUCAACAAACCACCUCGUUGGUAGACCAGGGCCGAUGGCGAAUCUGCAACGACGGCAAAGGCCUGGAGCGACAGUUCAAGUUCAAGACAUUUAAAGCCACCUGGGACUUCAUGAACGCCGUAGCAGCUGAAUGCAAAAAGCAAAGGCAUCAUCCCGAAUGGUCGAAUGUGUACAACAAGACGCACAUUCGAUGGACGACGCAUGACCCCGAAGGCCUCUCGAGCAAGGACACGUUCAUGGCGCGUUUCUGCGACGACAAGGGGGCGGAGUACGGGGAGAGAGAGCCGGACGGGAGUGAGGAGAGCGCGGGUGAUGGCGCGGGAAGCCUGCAGGCGGGCGAUUGCUGUGUGGGCAAGAAGGGUGAUGGAUCUGCAUGA
Molecule: messenger RNA, 432 nt
Organism: Neohortaea acidophila
Lineage: Eukaryota; Fungi; Ascomycota; Dothideomycetes; Mycosphaerellales; Teratosphaeriaceae
Product: pterin 4 alpha carbinolamine dehydratase-domain-containing protein
Exons: 2
Coding region: 1-432 (143 amino acids)
Biological process (GO): tetrahydrobiopterin biosynthetic process
Molecular function (GO): 4-alpha-hydroxytetrahydrobiopterin dehydratase activity
Source: RefSeq, a predicted model, not a curated record